Messenger RNA from Plasmodium relictum, 2097 nucleotides. Its product is annotated as conserved Plasmodium protein, unknown function. The transcript has a single exon. NCBI's taxonomy places the organism in Eukaryota, Apicomplexa, Aconoidasida, Haemosporida, Plasmodiidae. The record is from RefSeq and is a predicted model, not a curated record. Bases 1 to 2097 code for a protein of 698 amino acids.
AUGUUAGAAAACAUUCCAGAUAUUAUUUUAUACUUCAUAAGAGAUGUAGAGAUAUAUUUGUGUAUUUUUAUUUUAUUAAACUUAUUUACUUCUAGAAGGAUUAAUAAGUUGACGAAAUCGAAUUUUCUUCAAGAUGACAAAUUAUUAGAUAAAUUGUCAAAAAACUUUUACAUUAGUGAAGUAAAAGUGUAUUUUAAUCCGUUUAAAUAUAUUCUAAAAAGUUUAUUAUAUCAUAUCUGUUAUUUCAUAACAAUUUUAUAUUUAAUUUAUAUAUUUAGAUUUUACGUAUGUUACAAAAAAUUUAUAUAUGAUUAUAUACUCUCCUUUUUUAGUUUUUUAAAAAUUUAUCCUUUAAUUUUAAAUGAGUUUGAUUACUAUUCAAAUAAUUAUGGAAUUAAUUUAUCUUUUAUUUUGAUAUUUAUUUUUGGAAAUUUUUCUUUUUUUUUAUUUUAUAAAAUUAUAUGCUUUUUGAAGAGAAGGAAAAAAUAUAUAAAGGUGAAGAGGGCGAAUGUAUUGAAUUAUUGUUUAGAAUUAGCAAAAGCAAAUUUUAAAGAAUAUUUGAAGACAAGAAAAAAAAAGAAAGAUACUAUAUUUAAGUUUACUUUAAAUAAAACUAAUGGUUAUUACUUCAAAAAUAAUGAUAAAAAUUAUGAAAGGAGUAGUAAGAAUAUAAAGAAAGAACAAAAUGAUAAUAAAAGAAUUACAAAAACAGGGAGAAGGAACAUAUUUAGUUAUAUAUUUAAAAUAUUUUUAAUAAAUAAGCAUGUGUUUCCUGAUGAAAAAUUAUUAUACGAUAACUCUAUUAAUAAUAAGGAAAAUUUAGUAAAUAAAAAAAGAAAAUUACCUUUUAACAUAUUGAAGUCACUAUUUCAUUAUAUUAGAAAGAAAAAAGAUAUAGAAAAAAUUAAUAACAAUGAAAAUAAUUUAGAAAAUAAGAGAAAUACAUCAUAUAAAGGCAAAGUAAAUAAUUUAAAUAGUAAUAGUAUAAAUGAAAAACAAAAAAAUUUAAGUGAAAAUAAAAAUAUUAAUACUAGUAAAAAUAUACACGGAAUUAAUGAAGAAAAAACAACCUCUAAAUGUGACUCUAGCCAUUUAUAUAAUAAUACAGAAAUGGAAAAAAAAGAAAUUGAAGAUUCAUAUUUUAAUGAUAUAAGUUUAUAUGAACCAAAGUUAAGUUAUUGUAACUUUUACUUGUGUAAUUCUCAAUAUCAAAUUAAAAGCUUAACUGAUAUACUAAUAUUGUAUUUACCUAUUUAUUUUCUUUUUAAAAACAAAAUGUUUGUUAAAACAUCCUUUACUUUAAUGUUAUAUAUUCUGAAUUUUAUAAUAUGGAAUUUUAUAAAGCUUGUAUCAAUGAUAAAACCUUCUUUAUUUGUUUUUUAUUAUAUAUUUAAUGAGCAUAUUUCUCAAAUAUUAAGCGAAAAUUUAAGUGAUUAUGAGAAAAAAAUGAUGUUACAUUUUUUUUAUGGAUUUUUUUUUUGUUCUCUAAAAUAUUUAAAAAAAAAUAUUGAUAUAGAAUUUAAAUUAAUAAAAAUUGAAGAUAUGAAUAAUUUUCACAAAAUAAUCAACGACUGCUUAAAUAAAGCUUCUAAGUUAAAGUCUCAAGAAAUCAUUAAAAAUUAUGAACGCAUGAAAACUUUUCCAUUAUUCUUUGAUUUAAAAAACAAAAAAAUAUAUAUUGAUAAAAGCAUACUUAAAACUAACAAGGAAAUAGAAGGAUUGAAACAAAAACAAAAAUUAAAAAAUGAACAAAAUUGUUUGCAAAGCUUAUGUGAAAUAGCUAAUUUUUGUGAUGAAGAUACUUUUAGAGAAUUAUUAAAAAAAAUUAAAAAUAUUAUAUUGAAUGAAUUACCUGAAAAAUUAGCAGAUAAUUUAUCUCAAAAAAUAUCAGAUGAAAUAUAUGAAAAGAUGCUAAAUAAAGGGUCAUUGCCUUUAAAUAAAGAUAAUAAGAGCUGUAUAUGCUCAUCAUUGAAAAAAAAUAUAUUAUUUGAAAUUAUUGAAGGAACAAAAAGUAAUGAAUUAAAAGAUACAUAUAAUAAUGACAAUGAUGAAAUGACUCAAAAAGUAGACAAAUUAAAUAACGAAAUUAAUAAAUAG